AUGCAGGAGAGGUAUGCAGAACAGGCCCAUGAAGACUGGCGCCGAGAUGUCUCGCAUCGUCUCACUCAGAUCCGGCAGAAGCCCCGCCUGAACGAUGCGUUGAACGUGUUGGUCUAUCAGCUGAAGCGAGACGGCCUGACGGAGGGCGAACUCUUCGAGCGGAUCGAUGCCAACAAGGAUGGGGAACUGAGCAAGUCGGAGCUCCAGUCGGCCUUGCGGAAGCUGGGAGUGUCGCUGUCGACCUCGGAGCUGGACGGAAUCCUUCGUAUUUUCGACUCGGACGGAAGCGGUUCCAUCGCCGCUCGGACGGUUGAGCGCGCGCGUCCUUCGGUGGCUCCCGGUGGACGGAGGCGGAGGCGGAGCGGAGGAGCUGAGUGGAGAGGAUCGGGGAUCGGUGGAGUGCGGUUUUGGGGGGGGUUCGAGACUUGA
Molecule: messenger RNA, 429 nt
Organism: Durusdinium trenchii
Lineage: Eukaryota; Dinophyceae; Suessiales; Symbiodiniaceae
Source: the annotation of a GenBank genome assembly